GCGCUUGACUAAGGCCUCGCAAAACCACAGAAGAAGAGCCGAUCUCAAAAGAGGCGAAGAAGAAACAGUGGCGUUAGCAAUGGCGGUGAUUUGGCUGCGAAAAAUAAACAAUUCAGCUUGCAAUUUGAUGCUGUCGUAAUUGUCGACAUUAGUCCAAUGAUAUAGCCAGUCUUUUAAGGUCUAUUUGUCGGACGAAGGAAAUAUAUUUCUCUCUGUUUGUGUCAUUUGAAGCAGUCACAGCAGUGUUAUUGGUGCAGUGAAGCAGGAUCUGAACGAGCAGCCAUCAUCUCAUUGUUGAGAAACGUUACUGUAUUAUUUUCUUCGUACCCUGGCGUCGUUUCCUGACCAUUAACGAUGCCGCUGGGCUUGAAACCCAGCUGUGCUGUCUGCAAGACGAACUCUUCGUCGAUGUGGAAGAAAGGAAACCAGGGAGAGAUCCUCUGCAACAACUGCACAGGAAAGAGCAGCAGCGGCGGAGCGUCAGGACCCUCCAUGUCCUCCAACACUCAGCCCAGCAAUGGCGGGGGCAAGCAGUCCAAGCAGGAAAUCCACAGAAGGUCUGCACGGCUGAGAAGCACCAAGUACAAAGCUCCUGCAUCUGAGAAGAAGGUGUCAACAAAAGGAAAGGGGAGAAGACACAUAUUCAAACUCAAAAAUCCAAUCAAAGCACCAGAAUCUGUAGCAACAAUCAUCACGUCUGAAUCAGUAUUUUAUAAGGGAGUAUACUACCAAACAGGAGAUGUGAUCAAGGUAACAGACGAGGAAGACGGGAAGCCGUACUAUGCUCAGAUUCGAGGCUUCGUGCAGGACCAGUACUGUGAAAAGAGCGCUGCACUGACCUGGUUAAUCCCCACACAGGCUAGCCCAAAGGACCAGUUUGAACCUGGGACAUACAUUGUUGGUCCAGAAGAGGAUCUGCCCAGAAAGAUGGAGUACCUGGACUUUGUUUGUCACGCACCCUCUGAAUAUUUCAAGUCACGGAGCUCUCCGUUCCCCACCAUCCCCAUUCGACCAGAAAAAGGCUACAUCUGGACCCACAUAGGACCCACACCAGCCCUCACUGUCAAAGAGUCCUGUCAGUGGCAGCAGUUAACACAACUGUGAUAUGGACUUAGUCUGUUGCUUUUAAACAGACGUAUGUACAUUUAUGUAAUAUAAUGAAUACUUCAGAUUGAAGGCGAGUUGUAAGUUGAUACAAAGGAAACCAGGUGUUACUACAUUACAAGAAAGUGUUUAUAUAUUACUCUUGAAUUUAGUUAUAAACAAAAAAGCUCUUUUCCACCAUCCAUUUUUGUCCGUGAUUGUUUAAGAAAAUGGUAUUUCUUCAUUUAUUGAAUUGCUGUGUGGGAUAUAGACUAACAUUUUUACAGUGUUAUCCUCCUUUUAUUUUCCCUUUUUGUUUUUAUUAAGCUGUAAAUAGCUUUUUUUAUGGCAGCAAUAAGAUCAUGUUUACAGCUCUGUUGUAUCAGGAUGCUCUACAGUGGAGUCUGUUUCCGUCAAAGACUGAAAUGAUGAUUGUUCUGCGAUGUGGGAAACACAAAACACUUUCAUCACCUCAUCAAAAUCAUACAGAUUAUGAAUAAGAUUUAAUUGAAAGAAGUCAUGCACACCCAUACCCAUACAUUACAGUCUUAUAAAGGGAUACAUGCUGCAA
Molecule: messenger RNA, 1654 nt
Organism: Cottoperca gobio
Lineage: Eukaryota; Metazoa; Chordata; Actinopteri; Perciformes; Bovichtidae
Gene: gatad1
Product: GATA zinc finger domain containing 1
Exons: 5
Coding region: 355-1104 (249 amino acids)
Biological process (GO): chromatin organization; regulation of DNA-templated transcription
Cellular component (GO): nucleus
Molecular function (GO): zinc ion binding; sequence-specific DNA binding
Source: RefSeq, a predicted model, not a curated record